Messenger RNA from Strongylocentrotus purpuratus (purple sea urchin), 3787 nucleotides. RefSeq names its product citramalyl-CoA lyase, mitochondrial (gene clybl). Bases 230 to 1303 code for a protein of 357 amino acids. The transcript has 7 exons. The record is from RefSeq and is a predicted model, not a curated record. Lineage: Eukaryota; Metazoa; Echinodermata; Echinoidea; Camarodonta; Strongylocentrotidae. Gene Ontology annotation, biological process: regulation of cobalamin catabolic process. Gene Ontology annotation, molecular function: (S)-citramalyl-CoA lyase activity.
UAGGACGCCAUCAAUGGGCGUGCACUGUACAUGCGCACCUUACCGCAGCAGCUGACGACGUCCGACGUUUCCUCCGACUGUGUAUUUUCAAUUGUUUCUAAUCAAGCAUUCCAAAGAAAAACAGAUUCAUGACAUCUUUUCUGUCAUAUAACUUACAUGCAAGUAUCACGCCACUUAAAUCUCAAAACCUGAGGAUUGUAAACUGUGUUAAGAUUGAGAAAAAAUAGACAUGUUACGGACUGCGCGAAGCUUGUUGAGGUGUACGGGAAGACACUUGGCAGAGAGCGCCUGGAUUCCGGGGGAGAAUGCGGUGAAGAACCGCUCGGUUGUCAGUACUAGACCUAGUCGACAAUGCUCAACUACCAAUGGCAGUCAUGAACAGACCGAGAGCUCCAAAACACCUCAACGUGCUGUAUUGUAUGUACCGGGCCAUAGUGAGAAGAUGUUGAAGAAAUUGACUGAUCUGAAAGUUGAUUGUGCAGUGAUGGAGUGUGAAGAUGGAGUUGCAGUCAAUAAGAAGGCAGAUGCCAGAGAGACGGUAUGUCGAAUGCUGGAUUCUUUAGAUCUACCCCUGGUCACUGAUGUAGCCGUCCGAAUCAAUUCAAUGGAGAGUGGGUUUGCAGAAGAUGACCUGACAUCAAUCCUCAAGGCCCAAAGACUCCCAGACACACUCUUCUUCCCUAAGGUGGAUUCAGUGGAACAUAUUUAUUGGUUGGUGAGGCAGCUGAAGUCUAAUUUGAGAGACAGAGAUGUGACUUCACCACUCAAGGUCAUCAUCUAUGCAGAGAGUGCCAUCGCCCUAUUGAGAUUACCAGAGAUCAUCAGUGAGGCCUUGGAGCUGUUUGACUCUGAACCUUUCUCUUUGGAUGGUGUGGUCUUUGGGUCGGAUGAUUACUGUGCUAAUAUAGGAGCCACGCGGUCACAAGAUGGAAUAGAGCUCCUGUAUGCAAGGCAGAAGGUGGUCUCAGUAGCCAAGGCAUUUGGACUUCAGGCUAUUGACAUGGUUCACAUAGAUGUUAAAGAUCAAGAGGGUCUUCAGAAGUAUUCAGAAGAAGGUGCCAUGAUGGGAUUCACGGGUAAGCAGGUGAUACAUCCCACCCAAGUGUCUAUAGUCCAGCAAGCAUUUAGUCCUAGUCCAGAGAGGAUAGAAUGGGCAACAGAACUCCUAGCUGGCUUCCAACAACAUCAACAAACCGGUCAGGGUGCGUUUAUGUUCAGAGGGAGUAUGAUCGACAUGCCUCUAGUCUUACAAGCAAGGAACGUCAUGGAGUUAGCCAAGAUGGAUAACUCAUCAACGAGCUGACCAGGGUGUAUUCACAUUCAUAAAUCAAUCUGAAGAAGCAAUGGACCCGUGGCAUCAGCUUGGACUCUUAUGCCACGUUCACACGCACCGUGAAACUUCAUGAAACUUUGAAGUUAUAAACAACAAUCAACUCACAACCUAUGUGUGUGUGUGUUUGUGUGUGUAAUUGGUAUUUUUACAGACAUGUAUCAAUCAGAUAUGAUUAUCUACGUCUGGGGACCGACCUUUAACGUCACGAUGUAAAAGACGUCACUUAGUUUCGAAUUGGGUCGCCUGAGCCAGUAUGUAGGCGAAGACAGAGAGCGGACCAAGUGAACGUGCCGCUAGACCAACUCACAUCUCCCAACGGCGGAAAGGAUUAAUUUUAUUACUUUAAGCUGAUGUAACCUUGAAGUUGAUUGCAUUCACACCGCAUAAAACUUAAAGUGAGAGCCCUAGACCUUCUGCUGGACGUAGUUAUUGCUCUAACCUUAAGAUCUGUUAUGGUUUGGAACUUUCAAGUGAGCAUAAAGUUUUGUAACCAUUAGAGUGUUUCACAAAGACUAAGAUUGACUUUAAGAUGGACUUAAUUACUCAAUUACAAGGGACAUACAAAUCAUGGUCACAUAUCUACAGAAUUUACAUUUUUUGAUAGUUCAUUAUUAGAGGAAAAAAAUAUUAUCUAAAGAUUUUUAUUGAGAGACCAAUGGUGAGAGCAAACGGUGGCAUGAAUGGCCUGCCAUAGUUAAGUCCAACUUAAAGUCGACCGUUCUGCACAAUCCUCAACUACAAGAUGACUUUGAAGCUGAAAACCAUGACUUAAACUUGAAGUUAAUAGACUGUCUUGUGAAUCUCACUUUACAUAUAUUUCAUACCAAAAGAAGAAGGUGUGAUUGAUUUUGUUCCAACUCUCUAGAAUGGAUCGACACCUGUUGCAGCUUUUUUCUUUAGCAUGAAGUAGAGUCCAACCUGCUUUAGUGACCACCUGGAUAGAAAGACCACCUACUUCUAAAGACCACAUUUCUUGUCUCUCUUCAAGAAUCUUUACAUACAGGUUUGACUCUACAAAUCAUGUGUCUCAUAUCAGUCCAUUCUCUUUUUGUUGCUUCCAUCUCACUCACCGAAUAGCUGUACUUUUAAAAGUACCAUUUUAGACAUUUUCAAUUCAAAACACAGUUGAAAAUGUAUCUGUAUAGUUAAAAUGUGACUUUCUCUACCUGUAGAUUAUCUUAUGAGCUAUUUAUUAAAAUGUAACUUGCAUAUUCAUUCUUGUGUGCCUUGAUUGAAAGUUUCAGAUGUCAGUGCUUUAUAAAUUUGUAUAAAAUGGGUUCAAGAAUGUAGCCAAUGAGAAGCGUCAAAAUGGAUCAUGUUACCAUGCAUUAUUUUUUACCAUAUGCAACAAAUAUGCAACAAAAAUGCAUUAUGCAUGCUGCGUGUAAUUCAAUGCAUGUUUACGAGAAGUCCCACCAUACAUGGCACAGUUCUGUUUUCUAGGCCACUGCUGCCGGGAUCGUCUGUGUGCACACGUUAUUUCUUAUGAAGGUUGCAGGUUUACAGUGUUAUCGCCUCGUUAAGUAAGAUUGCCAACACAUUUUAUAAAAAAAUAAAUAUUACACAGGUUUUUGUUUGUGAUGUUAUGGUCGACGCAGCGCAUGAGGGUAUUCACAAUGGCACAAAUACACUCGGCUACGCCUCAUGAAUUUUAUUGCACCAUAGUGAAUACCCUUGUAAGCUGCAUCGACCAUAACGCACUCACACCUGUGUAUUAUUCGUAUAAUAUAUUAUUAUGUGAAAAUGAGAGUGGUUGAGUGGUGCAUAAAUCUAUGCUUAAUAAUCAAGUCCUAAAUUACUAUUUUCAUGCAAAGGGAUCGCAGUUUGAAGGAAAGUUUACACAAAAGAUAUUAAUUAUCCACAAAUGCCCUCUCAUUUUUAACAUUUCAUUCAUUCUUUGCUUUUGUUCAUCUUGCCAUCCAUAACACUUUGGAGUAUGUCGUAGGCAAAUAUAAGCUCAUAAAACAUACAAGAUUUAUAGACACCGUGAUAGUCGUACUGAACAUUGUGUCUCCAGUAAACAAAUAAAAACAUUUGAAUUUUUUAAGGAAAUAUUUGAAUUUAUAAUAUAUAUGUUAAUGAGAUCAAGGAUCACUGAAAUAAUUUGUUUCAAGGAUUAUUGUUGGGUACAAGAUAAUAUGUAUAGCAAUGUACCACUAUGUUUCAGACUUUGAUAUAUAUGGCCUGUACGGACGGUUGUUUUUUAUUAUUUUGUUUUGUAAAUGGGAUAGAGGUCCCAUGAUAUCAUUCAGUGAUCAAAAUCAUUUUGAGCAGUAGUCCGAACAGAAAAGUGUGCAGUCAAAAGAAUACUUAACUCAUUGCUUAUGAGAAGUGAAUGACUGUUACGAAAGCCUAUAGUAACAAGAGAUUUAAAUCAUUUCAAUUUGAGAUAGUGUUCGUAAUGCUUGCUCUUUCAUUAGAUACGAUUAUGAAUAAAUCAGAAGAUGAAACUUA